AGGAAAAAUGAGCGAGGGACAGCCAACUUACAAAUUGAUCUACUUUAACGCCCGCGGUCGUGCCGAGCAUAUUCGCUACAUAUUUGCAUACGCCGGCAUCGACUACGUCGACGAGAGGAUCCCCAAAGAACGCUGGCCUGAAUUGAAGAAAUCAAUGCCUUAUGGAAUGCUGCCUGUGCUGGAGAUAGACGGGAAACCGAUAUCGCAGAGCAACGCUGUGGCGAGAUAUUUGGCGAGGAAGCACAAUCUAACUGGAAGGGACGAGUGGGAGGCGAUGAUGUGUGACGUGCUCGUCGAUACUCUCGGAGAUCUGAAGCAAUGUGAGUGAAUGACUGACAAAGUGGCUUUACAUUCGCCUUUACAUCGCGGACACUCGAAAGUUCGAGAAUCUCAUUGUGAAAAUGAAGGUGCACAGAUAAGAUGCGAUCGUCUCCUUAACGCGAUAUUCUACUGUGAGAGACACCCUCUUAUCUUGGGAAUAUUUACUUUCGGAGUUUAAUAAAUUUAUCUACACCUUCUUAACAGUCGAAUGUUCUUUUCGAGGAGAAGUAAUCGAGAUUGAGGAAAGUACAGAGUCUCGAAGGGACGAACGCAGGAGAGACAUGUCUGUUGCUUAAGGGGAUAUUCUACUAAGAAACGUGUGACUCUCUUUGGAA
Messenger RNA from Heterotrigona itama, 656 nucleotides. NCBI's taxonomy places the organism in Eukaryota, Metazoa, Arthropoda, Insecta, Hymenoptera, Apidae. The record is from the annotation of a GenBank genome assembly.